Vicugna pacos (alpaca) is the source of this 6050-nucleotide messenger RNA. NCBI's taxonomy places the organism in Eukaryota, Metazoa, Chordata, Mammalia, Artiodactyla, Camelidae. The record is from RefSeq and is a predicted model, not a curated record.
AUGGUGGUGGUGGUGCUGGUGGUGACAGGGGUGCUGGUAGGUGGUGAGGGGGAUGAGGGUGGCGUGGUGGACGUGCAGAUGUUCAAGUGCUUCUCUACUGUCCCAACCCGGAACCACGGCCACAGCGUGUGCAGCACCUGGGGCGUCCACUACAAGACCUUCGACGGCGAUGUCUUCCGCUUCCCCGGCCUGUGCGACUACAACUUCGCCUCCGACUGCCGGGACGCCUACAAGGAGUUCGCUGUGCACCUGAAACGGGGCCCCGGCCGCAGCGGGGGCCACCCCCAGAUCGAGUACAUCCUGCUGACCGUCAAGGACGACACCAUUUACCUCACCCCGCAGCUCGCUGUGGUGAACGGGGCCAUGGUCAGCACCCCGCACUACAGCUCUGGGCUGCUCAUCGAGAAGAGUGACGCCUACACCAAGGUCUACUCCCGCACCGGCCUCGCGCUCAUGUGGGACCGGGAGGACUCGCUCAUGCUGGAGCUGGACAGUAAGUUCCAGAACCACACGUGUGGCCUCUGCGGGGACUACAACGGCCUGCAGACCUACUCUGAGUUCCUCUCCGAUGGUGAGGGCGUGCUCUUCAGCCCCAUCGAGUUUGGGAACCUGCAGAAGAUCAACAAGCCCGAGGUGGUGUGUGAAGACCCGGAGGAGGUGCCAGUCUCCGAGUCCUGCUCUGAGCACCGCGCCGAGUGCGAGAGCCUGCUGAUGGGCACGGCCUUCGAGGUCCGGGGCCUGGUGCCGCUGCAGCCGUACGUGCAGGCCUGCAUGCAGGACCGCUGCCAGUGCGCGCAGGGCGGCUCCUGCGUCUGCAGCACCGUCGCUGAGUUCUCCCGCCAGUGCUCCCAUGCCGGCGGGCGGCCCGGGAACUGGAGGACAGCCACGCUCUGCGCUAAGAGCUGCCCCGGGAACAUGGUGUACCUGGAGAGCGGCUCGCCCUGCGUGGACACCUGCUCGCACCUGGAGGUCAGCAGCCUGUGUGAGGAGCACCGCAUGGACGGCUGUUUCUGCCCGGAAGGCACUGUGUACGACGACGUCGCGGGCGGCGGCUGCAUCCCCGUGAGCCAGUGCCACUGUAAACUUCACGGGCGCCUGUACAAGCCCGGCGAGCAGAUCACCAGCCACUGCGAGCAGUGUGAAUGCGACGCUGGUCGCUGGGUGUGCGCAGACCUGCAGUGUCCCGGGACCUGUGCCCUGGAGGGCGGCGCCCACAUCAGCACGUUCGACGGCAGGAAGUACACCUUCCACGGGGACUGUUACUAUGUGCUGACCAAGGAUGCCCACAACGACUCCUACGCCGUCCUGGGCGAGCUGACGUCCUGCGGCUCCAGUGACAAGCAGACCUGCCUGAAGACGGUGGUGCUGCUGGCCGACAGCAAGAAGAACGUGGUGGCCUUCAAGUCGGACGGCAGCGUCCUGCUGAAUGAGCUGCAGGUGAACCUGCCCCACGUGACGGCCAGCUUCUCCAUCUUCCAACCGUCCUCCCACCACCUGCUGGUGAGCACGGCCUUCGGCCUCAGGCUGCAGGUGCAGCUGCUGCCGGUCAUGCAGCUCUUCCUGACGCUGGAACCAGCCGCCCAGGGGCACGUGCAGGGCCUCUGCGGGAACUUCAACGGCCUUGAGGGUGACGACUUCCAGACGGCGGGCGGGCUGGUGGAGGCCACGGGCGCCGGCUUCGCCAACACCUGGAAGGCCCAGUCCAGCUGCCAGGACAAGGUGGACUGGCUGGACGACCCCUGCUCCCUCAGCAUCGAGAGCGCCAACUACGCUGAGCACUGGUGCUCCCUGUUGAAGAAGACAGAGGCCCCGUUCGGCAGGUGCCACUCUGCCGUGGACCCGGCCGAGUAUUACAAGAGGUGCAAAUACGACACGUGCAACUGCCGGAGCUCGGAGGACUGCAUGUGCGCCGCCCUGUCCUCCUACGCCCACGCCUGUGCCGCCAAGGGCGUCCUGCUGUGGGGCUGGCGGGAGGGCGUCUGCAACAGGGACGUGGGCUCCUGCCCCACCUCCCAGCUCUUCCUGUACAACCUGACCACCUGCCAGCGGACCUGCCGCUCGCUCUCGGAACCCGACACCCGCUGCCUCGAGGGCUUCCCGCCCGUGGACGGCUGCGGCUGCCCGGACCAAGCCUUCCUGGACGAGAAGGGCCGCUGCGUGCCCCUGGCCAAGUGCUCCUGCUACCACCACGGCCUCUACCUGGAGGCGGGGGAGGUGGUCCUGAGACAGGAGGAGCGAUGCGUCUGCCAGAACGGGAGGCUGCACUGCAAGCAGGUCCGCUUGAUCGACCAGAACUGUACGGCUCCAAAGAUCCACGUGGACUGCAACAACCUGAGCGCGCUGGCCAUCCGGAACCCCAGAGCCGCCAGCUGCCAGACGCUGGCCGCCGGCUCAUACCAGACGGAGUGCAUCAGCGGCUGCGUGUGCCCCGAGGGGCUGCUUGAUGACGGGCAGGGUGGCUGUGUGGUGGAGGCGCAGUGCCCCUGUGUGCACAACAGUGACGUGUACCCCCCCGGGGACAAGAUCAGGGUGGACUGCAACACCUGCACCUGCCAGAAAGGGCGCUGGGCGUGCACCCAGUCCGUGUGCCACGGCACGUGUGCCGUGUACGGGAACGGCCACUACAUCACCUUCGACGGGAAGUAUUAUGACUUUGACGGACACUGCUCCUACGUGGCCGUCCAGGACUACUGUGGCCAGAACUCCUCGCUGGGCUCCUUCAGCAUCGUCACCGAGAACGUGCCCUGCGGCACCACGGGCGUCACCUGCUCCAAGGCCAUCAAGAUCUUCCUGGGGAGGACGGAGCUGAAGCUGGAGGACAGACACUGCACAGUGAUCCCGCUGGACGUGGGCCAGCACGUGGCCUACACCACGCGGGAGGUGGGCCAGUACCUGGUGGUGGAGGCCAGCACUGGCGUCAUCGUCAUCUGGGACAAGAGGACCACCAUCUUCAUCAAGCUGGCUCCCUCCUACAAGGGCAGCGUGUGCGGCUUGUGCGGGAACUUCGACCAGCGGUCCAGCAACGACUUCACCACGCGGGACCGCAUGGUGGUGGAGAGCGAGCUGGACUUCGGGAACAGCUGGAAGGAGGCCUCCACCUGCCCGGACGUGAGCAGCACCCCCGAGCCGUGCACCCUGAACUGGCACCGCCGCUCCUGGGCUGAGAAGCAGUGCAGCAUCAUCAAGAGCAGGGUCUUCAGGACCUGCCACAGCAAGGUGGACCCCAAGCCCUUCUACGAGGCCUGCGUCCACGACUCGUGCUCCUGCGACACCGGCGGGGACUGCGAGUGCUUCUGCUCCGCCGUGGCCUCCUACGCCCAGGAGUGCACCAAGGAGGGGGCCUGCGUGACCUGGAGGACGCCGGAGCUGUGCCCCGUCUUCUGUGACUACUACAACCCCCCGGACGAGUGUGAGUGGCACUACGAGCCGUGCGGGAAGCGCAGCUUCGAGACCUGCAGGAGCCUCAGCGGCAUCCGCUCCAACAUCUCCGUGUCCUACCUGGAGGGCUGCUACCCCCGGUGCCCCAAGAAGAGGCCCGUCUAUGACGAGGACCUGAAGAAGUGUGUCAGAGGGGACGAAUGCGGCUGCUACGUCGAGGACACUCGCUACCCACCGGGAGUGUCCGUGCCCACGGAGAAGCCCUGCCAGUCUUGCUGCACGAUGGCCGUCUGCAAGCACGACAGCACCGUGGAGCUGGUGGAGGUGGAGUGCAACCCCCCCCCGAUGCCCACCUGCUCCAACGGCCUCACGCCUGUGCGCGUCAAGGACCCGGACGGGUGCUGCUGGCACUGGGAGUGCGACUGCUACUGCACCGGCUGGGGGGACCCGCACUUCGUCACCUUCGACGGGCUGUACUACAGCCACCAGGGUGCGUGCACGUACGUGCUGGUGGAGGAGGCCGUGCCCACCGUGGACGGCUUUGGGGUCUACGUCGACAACUACCACUGCGACCCCCGCGACCGGGUGUCCUGCCCCCGCACGCUCAUCGUGCGCCACGAGACGCAGGAGGUGCGGCUCGAGACCGUGCAGAUGGCGCCCAUGACGGUGCAGGUGCAGGUGAACAGGCAGGCCGUGGCGCUGCCCUACAAGAAGUACGGGCUGCAGGUGUACGAGUCGGGCAUCAACCUCGUGGUGGCCAUCCCCGAGCUGGGCGCCCUCGUCUCCUACAACGGCCUCGCCUUCUCCAUCCGGCUGCCCUACCGCCUGUUCGGGAACAACACAAAGGGCCAGUGUGGUGAGCCCUUGACCUCGGCCCCCGUGCCCUGCGCUGGGGAGGGCGGCUGGGCAGAGGCUGUCUGUGGGCCCCGCCAGCCCCGCUGUGGUUCUCUGCUCUGUUCAGGGUCCCCACAGCCAUCCUUCCGGUCUGCGGGCAGCACCACCGUGGGCGAGGCCUGCGCGUCUCCUCUCUGCGAGCUCAUCAAGGACAGCCUGUUCGCGCAGUGCCACGCCCUGGCGCCCCCGCAGCACUACUACGACGCCUGCGUGUUCGACAGCUGCUUGGUGCCCGACUCGGGCCUGGAGUGUGCCAGCCUGCAGACCUACGCCGCCCUGUGUGCCCAGGAGGGCAUCUGUGUCGACUGGCGGAACCACACCCGCGGGGCCUGCCAGGUGAAGUGCCCGGCUCAUCGGGAGUACCGUGCCUGUGGUCCCGCAGAAGAGCCCACCUGUCAGUCCAGCCCUUCCCAGGAGAACAGCACCCAGCUGGUGGAAGGCUGCUUCUGUCCCGAGGGCACGGUGAACUUUGGUCCCGGCUUCGACGUCUGCGUGGACUCGUGCGGCUGCGUGGGGCCCGACAACGUGCCCAGAGAGUUUGGGGAGCACUUCCAGUUCGACUGCAAGGACUGCAUCUGCCUGGAGGGGGGCAGCGGCAUCAGCUGUCAGCCCAGGGCGUGCAGCCAGGCCCCCCGCCCUGAGUGCAGGGAGGACGGCACCUACCUGGUCACCGAGGUGGACCCCGCCGACCCCUGCUGCAGCAUCACCUCCUGCAAGUGCAACGCCAGCCUGUGCAGGGAGAAGCCCCUGCUGUGCCCGCUGGGAUUUGAAGUGAAGAGCGAGAUGGUCCCCGGGAGAUGCUGCCCCUUGCACUCGUGUGUGCCCAAGGGCGUGUGUGUUGUGGAGAACGCCGAGUACCAGCCCGGUUCUCCAGUCUAUUCCUCCAAGUGCCAGAACUGCGUGUGCACCACCAGCAGGGACAGCGCCACGCAGCUCAACACCAUCUCCUGCAGCCACGUGCCCUGCAACACCUCCUGCAACCCCGGCUUCGAGCUGGUGGACGUCCCCGGGGAGUGCUGCAAGAAGUGUCAGCAGACGCACUGCAUCAUCCAGCAGCCCAGCGACCAGCACCUCGUUCUGAAGCCCGGUGACAUGAAGAAUGACCCCCUGGACAACUGUACCCUCUUCAGCUGCGUGAAGUUACACAACCAGCUCAUCUCGUCCGUCUCCAAGAUCACCUGCCCCGACUUUGAUCCCAGCACCUGCCUCCCGGGCUCCAUCAGUCUCAUGUCCAAUGGCUGCUGCAGGAAGUGCAUCCCUCGCAACGAGACUGGGAUCCCCUGCUCCAUGGUCUCCGUCAUCAGGGAGAUUUCCCACAACGGCUGCACCGAGUUGGUCAGCAUGAACGAUUGCUCUGGGUCUUGCGGGACCUUUGCCAUGUACUCAGCCCAGGCCCAGGCCCUGGACCACAGAUGCUCCUGCUGCAAGGAGCAGCGCACCAGCCAGCGGCAGGUGGCGCUGCAGUGCCCGGGCGGUGGCACACUCAGCCACACCUACACCCACAUUGAGAGCUGUGGGUGCCAGGACACCACGUGCGAGCUCCUGUCCCCCCCAGGACAGGGCUCGGCGCUCCAUCCCCAGGCUGCUGGCCCCAGGGAGGAGGUGAGCGGGGAGGGCGCGCAGCCCCGUCCCUCCGCCCCUCCGCAGCCUUGCGCAUCCCCUUCCCACCGACCCUCUGAGCUUCCUCGCCCCCUAAGCUGACUUUCUCUCUGCGGCUAUUUAUUUUCCAAGUCUUUGCUCAGUCCUUUGCUUUGCAGAAUAAACCUGGUCAGAGAUGC